GAGCAGCCGGCUGUUACACACGUAGUAGUAACAGAAGAUACGGAUUGGGAGCGCGCAGUCCCGUCCCGCUCCGUGGCGGCCGAGAGGGGAGGGGAGAUCCGGCGCGGAACGGCCAAGGACGCGCUGCUCUGGUGGCGUGGGGUGACAGGCGGUGGAGUGAGACUGGGAGUGGUCGAGUGCGGCGCCAUUGCGGAAUUGGGAGCGGGAGCCGGUGGUGGUCCCAUGCGGCGCGGGCUCGGGCAGUGAGAUCCGCAGCAGCAGCCAUGUCGCGGCCGCUGUACCGGGGGUUCUCGGGGGGCGGAGGCGGCAAGGACCGCUGCGCCGACGAGGGCCGCCACUACGACCCCAAGGAGCCCAGCGAGAACGGCAUUGGCGCAGGCGGGUGCGGCACCCCCGCGCGGGGGAGGAAGCGGCACCUGGCGGCCGCGGCGGCGAGGAUCGGGGUCCUCGUGCUCGCGGCGGCGGCGCUCGUGGGGUCGGUGGCGUGGGCCGGGUCGCUCUACGCGGGGCGCGGGGCCGCCGCGGCGAUGGCCGCGGCCUCGGCGCACCGCGGCUACCGGCGGCUGCAGGAGCAGCUGGUCACCGACCUGCUCGACAUCGGCGCGCUCGCCGGCGGCGGGCUCCGCUCGCGGGAGGCGGAGGCGUGCGCGGCCGAGUACGAGAACCACGUGCCCUGCUACUACAACGGCUCGGACGCCGUCGACGUCUCGGAUCUGGGCGGCGGCGUCGUCAUCAGCUACGAGCGCCAGUGCUCGCGGGAGGGCAGGGCCACCUGCCUCGUCGCGCCGCCGCGGGCCUACCGCACCCCCGUUCGCUGGCCCAGCAGCAAGGAGUUCAUCUGGAAGGACAACGUGCGGAUUAGCGGCCAUGAAUUCUCUUCGGGGAGCCUCUUCAAGAGGAUGAUGGUGGAGGAGGACCAGAUCUCUUUCCCGUCGGACGCACAUAUGUCUGACGGUGUGGAGGAUUACGCGCAUCAGAUUGCGGAGAUGAUUGGCCUGCGGAACGAGUUCAAUUUCAAUGAGGCUGGGGUGAGGACAGUCCUUGAUAUAGAAUGCGGAUUUGGUACCAUGGGGGCACAUCUAUUUGAGAGAGACCUCUUGACUAUGUGCAUUGCUAACUAUGAGGCAUCAGGCAGUCAAGUGCAAAUCACACUAGAGAGAGGAAUUCCUGCACUGAUUGGUUCAUUUGCAUCAAAGCAGCUUCCAUAUCCCUAUCUUUCAUUUGAUAUGGUGCAUUGUGCAAGAUGCAAUAUUGAAUGGGACAAAAACGAUGGUAUUUUCUUGGUUGAAGUGGACAGGCUCUUGAGGCCUGGUGGAUACUUUGUUUGGACAUCAAGUCUGCAUACACACAGGGCCUUACGCGACAAAGAAAAUCAAAAGAAAUGGGCAACCAUCCGCGACUUAGCUAAUAACCUCUGUUGGGAGAUUUUGUCACAACAAGAGGAGACAAUUGUGUGGAAAAAGACAAAUAAAAGGGAUUGUUACAGUUCAAGGAAAUCCGAGCCUGUGCUUUGUGCUAGAAGUCAUGAUCCGGAAUUGCCAUACUACAAACCACUAAAUCCCUGCAUAGCAGGAACAAGAAGUAAGCGUUGGAUCCCCAUUGAACAUCGCACAACAUGGCCUUCUCAGGCUAGAUUGAACUCAACCGAGCUUGAUAUACAUGGUGUGAAUUCGGAAGUCUUUGGUGAGGAUACUUCAACCUGGGACUCCAUGGUGCGAAACUACUGGUCUUUAUUGUCUCCACUUAUAUUUUCUGAUCAUCCAAAGAGACCUGGUGAUGAGGAGCCACAUCCACCAUUUAACAUGCUUAGGAAUGUUCUGGAUAUGAAUGCUCACUUUGGUGGAUUUAAUGCUGCUUUACUCAAGUCUGGAAAAUCUGUAUGGGUGAUGAAUGUUGUUCCUACAAAUGCCCCGAACUAUCUGCCGCUUAUUUUUGACCGUGGAUUUAUUGGGGUUCAACAUGACUGGUGUGAAGCAUUUCCAACUUACCCAAGAACGUAUGAUAUGGUACAUGCUGAUGGAUUUCUAUCACUUGAAAAGCGCCAAAAACGUAGAUGUUCUACUCUUGACAUAUUCUUGGAAGUUGAUCGCAUCCUACGACCAGAGGGCUGGAUUAUAAUACGUGACACCGCCCCUCUUAUUGAAGCUGCAAGAUCUGUUGCUGCUCAGCUCAGAUGGGAUGCCCGUAUAUUGGAUCUUGACAUAGCCAGCGAUGAAAAACUGUUGGUCUGUCAGAAGCCCUUUCUGAAAAAAUAAUGAGCAUACCAGACACUGACACACGAUUCAGAAAUUGGAAUUAUUCUUUACCCCCUAAAUACUGUUACAACGUGUUACCCGAGAACAACUGGGAACAAAUUUCAGUUGAAACACUGGAGGAAUGGGUCAGCUAACUCGUCAUGAAUCGUCAUGGGCCGCAAGGCGCCAUGAGACUGAUCGGGCAAGUGCAUGCUGCAGACAUGAUUGGCGGCUAAGCUUUCCAGGCCAAGGUUUUACUGCCAGGACACGGUGAUGAAGGCGGCAAAUUAUUUUUGUAGCAAAACCAUAUAUUUAAUAAAGGGAUGAUGCUGCGGCGUACAUAAUCGCAGCCAAUGUGUCAUAUGGGUAUAAUUCCAUUUUUCUCCCUCUCCCUCAUUACAUUCUCCUCCUCUGUAAUGGUGCUCAUUCAUUCUUGUAUCUUGUAUGUAAAAUUUGUUGAAAUUUAUACUGGUCAUCCCCAGAUUACAGUGCUGUGAAAUCAAGGUCAAUAUUUCAGAUGAA
Aegilops tauschii subsp. strangulata is the source of this 2756-nucleotide messenger RNA. RefSeq names its product probable pectin methyltransferase QUA2. The record is from RefSeq and is a predicted model, not a curated record. Gene Ontology annotation, cellular component: cytoplasm. NCBI's taxonomy places the organism in Eukaryota, Viridiplantae, Streptophyta, Magnoliopsida, Poales, Poaceae. Gene Ontology annotation, molecular function: methyltransferase activity.